Messenger RNA from Cornus florida, 774 nucleotides. RefSeq lists its product as uncharacterized. Lineage: Eukaryota; Viridiplantae; Streptophyta; Magnoliopsida; Cornales; Cornaceae. The transcript is spliced from 3 exons. The record is from RefSeq and is a predicted model, not a curated record. Bases 1 to 774 code for a protein of 257 amino acids.
AUGCGAUUGAUAAGGUAUGUAGCUGUUAAGGUUGCAUCAACUAAUAACUUUUAUGCACUCCCAUCCCAAUUAGAAGAGAACGGGUAUAAGCUACACUGUUCUGUUGUGGUGUAUCGAUGCAGGAGAUUUGAUGGACAAUCCCAUUAUGAGCAAAAAAGGAGAUCCCCGUUUCGGUUUGAGAACAUGUGGCUGAGAGCGGAGGAUUUCCAAGGGAAAGUUCGGUCUUGGUGGGAGGGAGUUUCAGUUACAGGUUCGCCUAGCUUCAUGUUAACAAAGAAGUUAAGAUCUCUCAAAUUCGAUCUUAAGAAGUGGAAUAAGGAUAUUUUUGGGAAUCUUGAAUGGAGGAAGAAUAGAGCCCUUGUCGAAUUCUCUGAGAUUGAUCGUCUUGAAGAGGCGGGUGGGGAUGUGGAGGAACUUCGUUCUAAGAAAGCCUCCCGUCAGGCAGCUUUUGCUGAGAUUGCUAGUAUGGAGGAGAUUUUGUGGAGACAAAAAUCCCGGGCUCUUUGGCUAAAAGAGGGAGAUCGUAACACAAAUUUUUUUCACAGGCUCGCUAAUGCUCACAGAAGGAGUAAUCAUAUAGGACGUAUUCGGGUGGAAGGUGUGGAGCUGUGGAGGGAGGAAGAAUUGCACAAUGUGAUCGUUUCCUUUUAUCAGAAGCUUUACUUAAAACCGUUAGCAUGGAGACCUAAACUUGAUGGUCUCCACUUUAAGGCUAUAUCUGAAUUGGAUAGAGAUGGGCUUGAGAUUCCUUUUACUGAGGAUGAAGUUCUAUAG